AUGGAGUGCUCUCCCCUCUAUCGGCAGGCUGCCAACAUGAAGAAGAGCCUUCUUGAUCAGGUCCGCUUCCCUGGACCUAUCCAAGAGCCAGAGAGAGAAAAUCAUGCAGCAGUUAUAUAAUAUCUGGGCCUACUUAACUUUCCCAUAAUAUAUACCCUCGAUAUCUCCGCGCUGCUCGCUGGUCAACCCGCUGACUCUCUUAUUAAUUUGCAGCUGGCUAUGCAUUACCUUUGACUUUAUUUGACCUGUUCUUCGUCUGAUUUUCGUCCACUAACUCAUCUUUAUGGUAGAAGCUGCAGUUACUUUAUAAGUAAUCCCUUUGACGGAGCUUUACAGAUGCUUAUCUUCUCAUCUCCAGUCGUUGACUUUUUUUACCCCAAGAACAGUAGAUCUGCAUAUUUUCUUUCUCCUCCUUCGUGGGUAAAGUGAGAUGGGGAGUUCAUCUUGGCAGGGGUACCUGGACGAGCAGUUUCAUCAGCUGGAGGAGUUGCAGGAUGAUCUCAGCCCAAACUUCGUGGAGGAAGUCGUCACCCUGUUCUUCAGGGACUCUGCGAGGCUGAUCGCGGGCAUCGACCAGGCCCUGUGAGUGCCAUGAUCCUCCCUUUUGAUCUCAAUUCAUCUCCAUGGUCAACCCAUGGACGCUGACUGGGUGAUAUCAUCCGGCUGGAAACAGGGAGAAGACUCCUCGUGACUUCCAGAGGCUGGAUGGGUUCAUUCACCAGCUCAAGGGCAGCAGCUCCAGGUGAGAGGAGGAGCUCUCGUAGAGAGAGAAACUGCAGAUCUCUUGCUCGAUAAAAUCCGCGUUCUUGAUCUCUGUGGUCCAUCUCGUUGGCAGCAUUGGGGCGGCGAAGGUGAAGAACGAGUGCUCCGCCUUCCAAGAUCACUGCAACCAAGGGAGCACCGAAGGGUAUUGCAAACUGCCGACUUCCUCCUGCUCCUCCCCAUUCAAGGUUUUAUCUUCUUGGUGAUCGUGGAGUUUACUGGUGAGUUCCUGUUCUGGACUCGCAGAUGCUUGAGGUCCUUCAAGAGAGUGAAGAGAGAGCAUGCUGCCUUGAGGCAGAAGCUGGAGAACUACUUGCAGGCAAGAACAUCCCUCUCUCUCUCUCUCUCUCUAAGAGGCCUAUUCCACAUUCUGAGAAUGGGGCUGGUCUUUUCAGGUACUGAGGCAAGUUUCCCCAAGCCCUAUGAAGGCGGCUGUUCGACCCAAGUGA
Messenger RNA from Spirodela intermedia, 1211 nucleotides. The record is from the annotation of a GenBank genome assembly. Lineage: Eukaryota; Viridiplantae; Streptophyta; Magnoliopsida; Alismatales; Araceae.